GAAACUUCAAUUGAUAAGCGCCUUUUGAACUCAUUUUUGUGUAAAAAAUCAAUCAAAUUGAAGACUCACUGUGCAUUUCUUCAUCUUUAACUCACUGAAAAAAACUAAAAAUGAAGAAAAUGGAUAUUAUGCUCAUUGUGCUCUUUUGUUCAACUGUGAUUGCUCAUCUUCUCAUUUUUCUUGCUACUGUAUUACCUUAUUGGAAUUUUUAUACCUCGCCAUCAAGUAUCAUGAUGAUAAUGGCAUUUUUUCUUGCGAUAUUGGUGUCCAUCUGCGUCAUUUUUUCUUUAAUCUGCAUAAUGUGUCAUUCGUCCCGGUGGUCAAAGAUUGGCUUUGUCAUCACUUUCGUGAUGGCUUUUAUAACAGGUGUCCUUCAAAUCGCUUCAUUUGUUGUAGUGGUUAUUGUAUCUCAGACUGGUUCUGAAUUUGAUGGUAUCUCGACUAUUGGUAUCUGUGCGUAUUUUGCACUUGUAUCGCGAGCUGAUCAGAAGCCAACCUCUCAAUUAGGAAUUCACAACUAAUUUGGAUUUGAUCCACAACUUGCAAAUAAAAUUUUUCCGGUUUUUGGAAUGCCGUUUUUAAAUUCUGAAAGAUCACGAAAUUUGCAACAAAAUGGCUACAGGGAUUUUCAAAAUAGUUCGUUUGAAACCAGAUAUAAAUUUUCAAAGUUUG
Caenorhabditis elegans is the source of this 672-nucleotide messenger RNA. It is a transcript of the gene Y14H12A.1, whose product is annotated as MARVEL domain-containing protein. The coding region runs from base 111 to 521 and encodes 136 amino acids. The transcript is spliced from 3 exons. The record is from RefSeq and is marked reviewed. Lineage: Eukaryota; Metazoa; Nematoda; Chromadorea; Rhabditida; Rhabditidae.